Messenger RNA from Emiliania huxleyi CCMP1516, 2161 nucleotides. Its product is annotated as Serine/threonine-protein kinase. The coding region runs from base 92 to 1933 and encodes 613 amino acids. The record is from RefSeq and is a predicted model, not a curated record. NCBI's taxonomy places the organism in Eukaryota, Haptophyta, Isochrysidales, Noelaerhabdaceae. Gene Ontology annotation, biological process: protein phosphorylation. The transcript has 9 exons. Gene Ontology annotation, molecular function: protein serine/threonine kinase activity; ATP binding.
CGAAGGGAAGCAUACCUUCAAAACAACCCGGCCACCUCGCAAAUCACAGCCCGAAUCGCACCCGGCCUCGCUCACAGUCUUCGGUGCAGCCAUGUGGCUGGAGAAGCGCGGCCCGCCGCCUCUACAGCGGUGGCGCCGGCGCCGGUUCUCGAUGGAAGGCUCCUGCUUGCGUUAUGCGCAGGGCGACAGGGAGAAGAUCAUGGCUGUCACAGGAUGGCGACUCGUACCUGGCCGUCCGAGAUGGCUGGUUGUGUCUGGACAACCAAAGGACAUGAUGGUACGAGCGCAGAGCGAAGACGAGCUCGCGGCUCUCACCGCCGCCAUCGACGCCGCCUUGGCACACGAGGCAGAGGCAUUGCCAAAGGAGUGUCGGGCGGUGGCGGAGCAUCCUCCAGAGGCGGCUAAGGCGGAGGGAGCCGACGCGGCUCAGGACGCAGGGGCAGCUUCUGUGGAUGCGGCUGCCAUGAUCACGGCUGCAGACGAGGUUGCAGUGGGCGGGGAUGGCUCAGAGCUGGCCUGGUCAGAGGUGGAGGUGGCGGCGGCAGAGGCGGCGGGAGAGGCGGAGGCGGCGGCGGCAGCGCAGGCGAACGUGGAGGCCUCGACAGCCGCUGAGGCACCCGCACUGGCGGAGGCCGCCACGCCGGAGGCGGUCGAGGGAGCGCCUCCGCAGGCCGACCUGGCGGUGGCUGCGAGUGCGGUGGGGGAGGAGCCAACGAAGGAGGAGGAGGCCGGAACCGUCUCGGAACCGUCUCGGAACCUUCCGGGGGAGGGGAUGCCUCCGGCGGUGGAGAUGGCCGAGGCGGCCUCUCCCGCACCCCCGGACUGCAAGGUUGGCUUCGACGACUUGGAGGUGGUUCGCGUGCUCGGCCGAGGCGCCUUCGCGACGGUGGCUCUCGUCCAGCUGAAGAAGGGCGGCGCGACCUUCGCGAUGAAGAGCCUCAACAAGCGGAUGCUUGUCGCGGCCUACCAGGUGCAGGCUGCGCUCGUCGAGCGGGACGUCCUCAAGGGGACGCGAGGCCACCCCUUCAUCGUCAACCUCCAUGCCUCCUUCUCCUCGGAAGCGCACCUGCACCUGCUUCUCGACUACCUGCCCGGGGGAGAUUUGCAGGCGCUGCUGCUGCGGCGCGGCACGCUCCCGCUCGCCGACGCGCGGCUGUACGCCGCCGAAGUCGCCCUCGGCCUCGGCGGGCUACACGACGAGCGCGGCGCGCUCUACCGCGACCUCAAGCCGGAGAACGUGCUGCUCGACGGCCGCGGCCACGCGGUGCUAGCCGACUUUGGCCUCGCCAAGCUCGCGUCGCACGGCCGCUCCUUCGUCGGCACCGCGGCGUACAUCUCUCCCGAGGUGAUCCGCUCCGAGCCGCACGGCAAGGGGGCGGACUGGUGGGCGCUCGGCGUGCUGCUGCACCAGAUGCUCGCCGGCAACACCCCCUUCGACAGCCCCUCGUUCCCCGCCACCCAGCGCAAGAUCCUCCACGCGGCGCCCCUCCCGCCCCUCCUCGAGGGGGUGCCCGCCGACGCGGCCUCUCUCGUCGGUGCGCUCCUGACCCGCGACCCCGCCGAGCGGCUCGGGCGGGGGCCGGGAGGCACUGCGGCCGUGCUGGCCGCGCCCUUCCUCGCCGCGCUCGACAUGGAGCGCGUGCGGCGGCGAGGGUACGCUCUCUCGUGGGCGCCGCCCGAGGGGGGGGCGACGCACUCGCUGCGCGACUCUGGCGGCGACGCCGUCCCCCCGCUGCCGCCGAACGAGCUCGAGGAGAGCGACGACGAGGCCGACGACGCGCUCGACGGCCCGUCGGGCAGCGACUCGGAGGAGGAGGCCGCCGGCGGGCUGGAGGCGCGACGGGCGAGGCAGGCGGCCGUGCAGGAGGAGGCAAGGCGCGCCCGCCAGGCGCUCGACGAGCGCUUCCGGGGCUUCUCCUUCUCCUGGCAGUGAGCGGCCUCCUCCGGUCCCGGAGGUUGGACCGCUCGCCCUCCGCGCCGCCCGGUUGAGAACGGCGCGGAAGCCGGUGCUUCUGCUUGUACGUGUUGCCUCUCCUCCCUUCUGCUUAAGUGUUCUGUGAUGAUUACCGCUGAGCGCUUGUGGCCUGUGCCGCUGAGCGCUGUCGCGUGUCGGCGACGGCGUGUGCUCUGCCUCUGGGGCCCGUAAAAAUGAAAAAAUCAC